GGAAGUUCAAACUCCAUAAUAAAGCGUUUAUUGAAAAACGCACCCUGUACUCGGCUACCAAGUUCUUCUUCCGUGUUAGCUCAGGUUCCUUUUGCUAAAAUCCUAAGAAUAUUUUCUUCCCUGAACUGCUUUCUAGUCUUUAUUUACGUGUCCGCAUGCAUUUAUACACAGAUGUGUAUAAUCCCCGAAAUUAACGGAGAAGGAUCAGCGCCUUGCCAGUUGAUUGCAGACAGGGCUGGGGCGAAGAUGUUGUCGGACACCCCCUUCUGUUGUUUGGAUGGAGUCUCAGUAUCUAAAGCAAUGCCUGGGAGAUUGCUUGAAAAAGGGACUGGCAGAGGUUGUGGAGCAUCGGCCAGCAGAUCCAAUAGAGUAUCUUGCACACUGGAUUUACAGUUACAGAAGAAACUUAGAUGAAGAAAAAAAGAGAAUGUUGGAGAGGGCUGAACUGGAACAAGAACGGCAGGCAGCACUAGCAGAGCUUGAAAUAUUAAGAAAAAGGGAGGAAGAAGCAAUGAUCCAGCAGAAACUUGAAGAACAACGUCAGGCUGAGUUGGAGAAAGAACGUGAGAAGAUGGAACUACAGAGUAAAGAAGAAAACAUGCAGUUGCAGCAGGAAGAUCAAAAGGAAGAUGAAAAGACAGUAUCUGAGCUUACAGAUAGACCUGGAACACCUGAUUUGACCAAAACUGAGGAGGAGCCAGAUCAGAGUGGACAGCCUGAGAGUACAACAGAUCUCCCAGCAGAAGCAGAAGAAAGUUCCGAACUGACCUGAAAGCAGUAGCAUGUCUGACUUGGAAGAAGAAAACUGCAAUUGAAAUGAGAGCAGCAAAUAGAUUUUCUGUGUAUUGCACAUUGAUACUUCAAUUGUAACCAUAAUAAAUACAGACAAAAUUAAUGUGUUAGUAUUAUUUGAGGGUAGAUGCUACAGUACUAUAAUUUGAAUCAAUAUCAAAAGAAAUAUUUUUGAAAAGAGAUUUUUCAAGAAUUUGAAUGGUUUCUGAUAGAAAAAGGAAAUGCUCCACAGAUUAGAAGAUGAAGAGAGAGUUCUGCACAUCAAACUAGAUGUAAAAAUCUAAUCAGAAGAUUUUUCCAACGUAUUUGGAAGAGAUCAGUUUAUCUGCACCUCAGUUGACAGACAUACUAGAAGAUCUUCUCUUAGAAAUUAUUAGGUGAUUUUUGUAGAUCUGGGUGCUUGCUCUUGGCUUUAUAAUAACCUUUACUGCGUAUUGUGUGAUCCUAGGUGAGCUGCGUCUGCAUAUCGGUUUUGGUUAGUCAAUUUUUUAAAUCUUUUUUUUGCAUUUGUCUUGAAUUUGUAAAUCAACAAGUGAAACCUAUGUUGUCUUUACUAAAUACCAUUAUUAUUUCUCAAAGCUUCACUUCUAAAGAGAUUAAGAACAAUAUUUAACUUGAUCCAUAGUUAUCUAUAAAAAUAAGUUUUAUAAUCCUUAGAGAUGCAUUAAUUUUUAUAAGAACAGAUGUCUGUGAUCACUGAUAUUUUGGUAGAGGACGUCAUUAUAAAUGAAUUAAUUAUAAAUGAAAAAGACAUCAGCAUUAAGAAAUCCUUCAAUAAAAUGUGCCUUUAUGUCUCAGUGUCUUCUAAUACAGGUUAUUUGGAUAAUUAACAUUAAGUCAUUGCCAAUAUUGUAUAAUGAAAAUAUCUUUUAUUACAAAUUCAGUCUGUAAUUAAUGCAUUCACAGUAUUCUUCAGUUCUGGGAUGAAAUAGAUUUUUGUGUUAAUUUCACUUUAAUUCUUUUAUAUUAUUGCUGGCUGUAAGGGUUUUGCUAUCUUUGACAAACUUAAAAAAAUAUAUACUACACAGGCAAAGGUCAAUUGCAUAAUUAUUUUUUUGCUCUGCAUAACUUUUGUUCAUGUAGGUCAUACUAAGCAUAAUUCUCUCUGUUUUUAAAAAUGUAAGCACUAAUGACUUUUAGUAUAGUAGUAUAUUAUUUUCCCCCUAAAAAAUGAAAUAUACAUUCUUUAAAAUUUCUUGUGCCCUUUUUUAUUACUCCAUUGCUUUUUGAGUGCUUUUAACUAGCAUGUCUUACAUGAAUAACCUUAAAAUCAAAAGAGAAAAGUGUCACUCUGCCAGGUUUAAAUACUUAGAAAUGUUUAUAUAACCUUUGAAUUAAUGAAAAAUGGAACUGCUUUUGUGACUAGGUGGUCAGGCUUUCUAUCUACAUUUAAUCUGCAUUGGUAUAGGUUUGAAAUCUCUGUGAUAGUCAAGAACCUUUUUGGUGGCAUGAAUAUGCCCUUAUGGUUGACACUGAUUUUGUGGUAAACUGAUUUUGUCACAGUUUAUGAUUAUACUAUUUUAACUGCUACUAAUAAAUAUAAUUUUAAGGACCUGCUUUAAGAUACUGCAGUUCUAAUUACAUCUGUUAACACUGUAGGCACAGCAGCUUCCUGUGCCAGUUUCAAAGGGAUGGAGUAAUUGGAUAAAUAGAUGGAGGUUCUCUUAUGAGCCAGUAUGUAUAACUGUGCCUUCCACUUUAGAGUAAAAUUUUUAAGAAUUGGUAAGUACCUCAUGUCCAUUUACAUUUUAUGUCCAAUCAUGUUGACUACAAAAAUUUCAGCCUUCAUACAGCCUUCAAAUUCAAGACAGUGUUUUAAAACAUGCUAAGAAAUAAUUUUAAUAACAUGUGCCCUUCAUGUUUUUUUUAAUCUUUUCAUAGUAUUUGUAUCUUUGUUUGAUUUUUGUUAUAUGUGUCCACUAGAGUGCAUCCUAAAUAAGCACACUGGAGGCUCUGUCAGUUACAGACCAUGAAAACUGCAACUAAUGUUUGUCAUUUUGUUUAUUUUUAACUGACUUUUUCUUUGUAAUCCUGCAGUACAUAUUCCCCAUUUUUCUUUCAAAAUAGGAAUUGAAUUUUUGGAUGGAAACUCUAUCAGAAAAUGUUUUAGUAAGGGUCAAAAUAAAAUGGUAGAUUCCAAUUUACCUGUUCCUUUGCUGUUAUGUACAGAAGGUAUUGUUCAAAUGUUAUUUGUAGGAAUUCCCGUUUCUUCAAGAUUUUAUGUGCAUAGACAUAGUGCAUUAUUCACCUUCUGCAGCUUUAUAGGAAUUUCAUUAUGGGACAAGAGGGUAGACAGUUCUUGGCUCAGUGCUUUCUUGAGGUGCAAACUAGCCUGUAGGUAACUUGGAAAUGUAGUUCAUGACAAAGAUGGCUUCUGCUUGGGUGUCUAAACCUGAAGGGAAAACUAAGGCAGCUUAAAAUAAUUUUUGCCUGCUCUUUCUGAUCUUUCACCUUCUCUGGAGUUUAGCAAGCUAGAGCCUGGAGCAGGAAGAGAACAGGGGAGAAGAUAACUAUUCUAGUUACUUCACAUGAUGUGAUUUCAGAAGUGUUAAUAGAGUUUAACCUCUGCAUGAAAUCUAAAGUUGUAUAUUGAAUAAAAAGAAGGCAAUUACCUAAUGUAACUUCUUCUAUAGCUUCCUUUGAAUACAUUUUUGUGGAAUGAAGAAGAUGGUGUUCAGAGGCACAUGAUAGAAACUGUCAUGGAAAAAUAAGGUGCUAAAUACUGAAUAAGAUUUAUGAAAUUGUCAUUUUUCCUUUCUUCAGAAUAAGAACAGUCUUAUUCAAGCUGCUAUCAGACCAUGUACAGAUCCCUCUCAGAAUGUGCAGAUAGUAAUGUGCCCAUUCACAGCUGUUCCCAUUCCAACAAUACUGAAGCAUAAGGAUGAAAACAGAUAUGAAGCCCAGAAUAGGACAAAAUGAUUCAGAUUAAUUAUCAGUCUGCUCACAAGGAUGGUAGCUCAACUCUGCAAUGUAAGAAAGGAGAAAUACGUGUUGCAGCUAGCACAUAUUAACGUUAUCUUUUAACAGAAUGGACUUUAUUAGGUUUCCUGCCCCCUUUCUUAUGAUGGAUGGUUUUCACAGUCUAAAGGAACUAACUUAUCUUUUUGUAAGCAAAAGCCUUAUACAGUAAUUUGCUAAUGGGAAUGGGAGCCAGAUGAAUUGCUUUG
Molecule: messenger RNA, 3959 nt
Organism: Myiozetetes cayanensis
Lineage: Eukaryota; Metazoa; Chordata; Aves; Passeriformes; Tyrannidae
Gene: DYDC1
Product: DPY30 domain containing 1
Exons: 7
Coding region: 278-772 (164 amino acids)
Cellular component (GO): Set1C/COMPASS complex
Source: RefSeq, a predicted model, not a curated record